AUGACUGCAAUCGGAACCUCUUUCACGUGCCUUGCCCAUUUCUUCGGCAAAUGGAUGUUAUAUUCGCCGGUUUGUCAGAUACAAGGAUCCAUUAUGACUUUCUUGGGUCUAUCUCAAAUUGUUCUACUAUCCUGCAUAUCUUUUACAAGAUAUUUGUUAAUUACAGACCCGCGCUUUAGACUUCGAUCGCUUCAUGCCAGACUUAUUGUGUGCAGCAGUUACGGAUUUUGUCUUGUUGUGGCCCUGUGUCCCAUUCUAGGAUGGAGCUAUUACACGCACAAUGCUUCUGGGAUGUCCUGCGAACCGGUCUGGGGAAGUAGUGACGGAACACAUAUAUCUUACAAUAUCUUUAUGCUCGUGGUGUGCUUUGCUAUUCCUCUGCUCACCAUUGUCUUCUCCUACAUCAUGAUUUUCAUCAAGGUUAAGUGUCAAUCUUUGAAGCAGAAUGCAAAAAGAAUUGCUGUCACCCAUACGAUUCUUAUAAUGAUAGUAUUCUUUCUUCUGUCCUGGGUACCUUACACAGUUUACUCCGUGUUUCGAAUGUCUGGAUCAAAUUGGGACCUGAAUCCAAAUUUGGUAUGUAUACCAGGGGUAUUUGCCAAAUCAUCUGCGUUGUGGAAUCCUAUCAUAUACUUUUUACGGAAUUCCGAGUUUCGAAAGCAAUGCAUAAAACACAUCAGAUGCCUUCAAAGAUUUUCUUAUGAGCAAAGAACACCGGCGACACAUUACAUCAUCAGAAGAGGAGACACAGAGAUCAAGUUAAUAGAACUUAUCCCUGGAAAGGAAACGUCACUGUAA
Ostrea edulis (European flat oyster) is the source of this 798-nucleotide messenger RNA. RefSeq names its product opsin-VA-like. Gene Ontology annotation, cellular component: photoreceptor outer segment; membrane. The transcript is spliced from 3 exons. Lineage: Eukaryota; Metazoa; Mollusca; Bivalvia; Ostreida; Ostreidae. Gene Ontology annotation, biological process: G protein-coupled receptor signaling pathway. The record is from RefSeq and is a predicted model, not a curated record. Gene Ontology annotation, molecular function: G protein-coupled receptor activity. Bases 1 to 798 code for a protein of 265 amino acids.